AUUUCGCUGGCUAAAGGACGGACAGCAGUUUGACCCUGCCGCAGACCCCCGGCUAUCAGUAUCAGAAAAUUCCGGAAGUUUCAGCAUCUCGGGGGAAGGACCCAUCAGCCAGUACCAGGGGAGGUACCGCUGCUAUGCCUCAAAUGAGCUGGGCACUGCCGUCUCUACGGAAGCCAGACUCAUUACAGAGAGUACUCCCACUCUGGCGAAGGAGAAGAAAGUGCAAAUCAAGGUAGAACAAGGAGACAAAGUCAUUUUGUACUGUAAUCCUCCUUUCAGCACAACCAAGCCUCACAUCCACUGGAUGGAUAGAAACUUGAAGCACAUAGAACAGAGUGAACGUGUGACCAAGGGCCAAGACGGGAGCCUCUAUUUUUCCAAUGUGCUUUCCACGGACAGCCGUAAUGACUACAUCUGCCACGCCCAGUAUAUCUUUGCCAGAACCAUCCUGCCGAAAGAGCCGGUCUCUCUCAUUGUGGCCCCCUGUAA
This is a messenger RNA of Paramormyrops kingsleyae, 489 nucleotides long. The record is from RefSeq and is a predicted model, not a curated record. NCBI's taxonomy places the organism in Eukaryota, Metazoa, Chordata, Actinopteri, Osteoglossiformes, Mormyridae.